AUUCACUGAGUCACAGUUCGGGUCUUGGUCUCUUUGGCUCUCAGGUUCACCGUGUUGCUUAAUUAGGACAUCCCGGAAGAGAGCGACCCAAGCCGCUGCCGCUGCGCACAGCUCUAAGGCGCACUGGACCGCAUGGUGACCGCGCACAAUCCUCAACAAAACAGAGGAAAACACUGACAAACCCAGCUAAACACCGCCAAAGAAAUUUACAGCGGAGCAAAGGAGGGAGGAUAGCCAUCAUGGAGGAUUUAAUGCAACGGUUGGAGUGUGCUGUGACUUCCCUAGAGAAAAUGUCCAUUACAAUGCAAGCCUCCUCCAACAUGGCUAAUGGGAACUGUGUCAAUGGCAUAGGCGGAGGUCAGAGCCUGGAGGUUUUUGAUGUGCUGCUGAAAGGUCCUCUGUCAGAUUAUCUGAACUGCAGCAGGGCUAUUGGAAGUGAAGUAGAGAAACAUGCAGAGAUGGUGAAUGAGGCACUGCAGACUCAGAGAGCGUUUCUUCAGGUAGCUUCCACGCAUCAGGAGCCUGCACAGACGGAGCUCCAUGACCUCUUGAAACCAAUUUCCGAUCACAUCCAGGAGAUCCAGAAUUUCAGGGAACGCAACCGAGGGAGUCCUCUGUUCAACCACCUGUCAGCUGUCAGCGAGAGCAUCCCCGCCCUGGGCUGGGUGGCAGUGAGCCAGAAACCUGGUCCAUACGUGAAGGAGAUGAAUGAUGCAGCCACCUUCUACACCAAUAGAGUGCUGAAGGACUACAAGGAAACUGACAAACGUCAUGUGGACUGGGUGCACUCCUACCUGUCCAUCUGGACCGAGAUGCAGUCCUUCAUCAAGCAGCACCACACUACAGGACUGGUGUGGAGUAAGACGGGUCCCAUCGCUCCUGCAUCUCUCUUAGACUCUCCUCUCACACCCGGUGCACCCUGUCCCCCUCCUCCCCCUGGACCUCCUCCAGUCUUCACUGAGGAUCCCUGCCAGCCUCAGGCAGACGGUGCAACGCCUCAGCACUCCGCUUUGUUUGCUCAACUCAACCAGGGCAUGGAUAUCACUAAAGGUCUAAAGCAUGUCUCAGAUGAGCAGAAGACUCAUAAGAACCCCAACCUCCGUUCUCAAGCAUCACCAGGGAAAAACAAGGACCCCAAGCCUGUGAGCUCUGCAAAAGCAGCUGCACAGAAAAGACCCCCUCUGCUGGAGCUGGAAGGAAAAAAGUGGAGAGUGGAAAACUUUGAGCAGAAACACGACUUGGUGAUCGAUGAGACAGAGUUGAAACAGGUGGUGUACGUAUUUGGCUGCAGCAACUCCACCCUGCAGAUCAAGGGCAAAAUUAACUCCAUUAUCGUAGAUAAUUGCAAAAAGCUUGGUUUGGUCUUUGAGAAUGCUGUAGGAAUUGUAGAGAUCAUCAACUCCAGAGCCAUUCAGCUACAGGUGUUGGGAACGGUUCCCACCAUUUCUAUCAACAAGACAGAGGGCUGCCAAGUCUACCUGAGUAAAGCGGCUCUGAACUGCGACAUCGUUAGUGCCAAGAGCUCCGAGAUGAACAUCCUGAUCCCAGUAGGAGAAGAUGACUAUAAGGAGUUUCCCGUCCCAGAGCAGUUCAAGACAGUUUGGGAUGGCUCCAAGCUGGUGACAGAACCCACUGAGAUCGCAGGCUGAUCUGCAGCACAGGAAUCUCUUGCAAAAGCAUUCAAACCUCUUUACCUUUUUUUUUACUUCUGUAACAAAUGUCUACAUUUUAUUGCAGUUUCAUGUAUAGAUAAAAAAGUUUAAAAAAAAAAAUUUGAACUCUUAAAAUGAUACGCUUUGCAAAACGUUCACUAAUAUGUUGGGUAUCUAGGUAUCCCCUUUGACUCAUACUCAUGCAUAAAAUUUAGCACUAGUAAUUACUUUCAGAUACAGCCUAACAUGUUAAAAAACAAGUAAAUCUGUUUGAUUUAAAGGGUAUGAAUACAACAAAUACGACACUGAUAAGGAGUUCUUUUAAAGCGGGACUGAAACAUGGCAAUGGGAGCUGUAGGGAUGAUUUUCUUCAGCAGGUACAGAGAAGCUGGUGAAGAUUUAUAAAAAGGUGGAUGAAGCUAAAAGGUAGAGUUCCCUUUCUUUUCCCUAGCAACACUAAACUUGCAUCAGAUCUACAGUCUAAUAGCUUUUAACAGAGCAUGUUUGAAUGUUUACAUGACCCAGUUUAAAUCCAGACGUAAAACUUGGAUGAAAAUUUGCAGCAAGGCAAAAACACACUCAGGAUUUUUGCUUAUAAAAAGAUAAAACAUGCAUAAUUUUUAUGGAACAAUUGGGCUUAACUAUUUGUGUUGGUCUCUUACAUAAUUCCAACAUAGUAUAUUGAAGUUUGCAGUUUCCACAGAAUGUGGAAAAGGUGUGAAAAGUAAAAGGGAUGCAAUAGAUAAGGACAUCAUCAUUAAGUGUUUGGUACCUUUAAUCUGUUAAAACAAUUGCUCAGGUUACAGUAUGAUAGUUACAUACCUGUGCCAUAACAAGAGAGACAUUUCAAUUCUGAAAAAAAAAGUUUCUGCUCUUUACAUCAUAAAAAAAAAAAUUGAUUCAAAACAUUUCUAUUAACAAGUAAAGGAUCAAUUAGUCAUAUAUUCUUAUCUAAUACAUUAAAGCUGAUUUCUAUUUGUAUUAAGAGAUGCUUUUUGCAUUUAGCUGCUGUGAACAGUAACAGAAUUAAGUUCAGAUGGUUGUGCUGCUUUACUCUCAAAAUCAAAUGCUCAAAAAGUAAACUUUUCUGUAGAGGAACUAAGAACUUUUUAUGUUUAUCACUUUAGUUUGUGAAAAUAAAAUAUAACUUAGAGCACCAGGUAGAAAUAUAUACGUGUAACUAGUGUUUAUUUUAGAAUAAAUCAAUGUAAUGCUAAUCACUUUUUAAAC
Messenger RNA from Cyprinodon variegatus (sheepshead minnow), 2882 nucleotides. RefSeq names its product CAP, adenylate cyclase-associated protein, 2 (yeast) (gene cap2). Gene Ontology annotation, molecular function: adenylate cyclase binding; actin binding. The transcript is spliced from 13 exons. The record is from RefSeq and is a predicted model, not a curated record. Gene Ontology annotation, biological process: regulation of adenylate cyclase activity; cytoskeleton organization; cell morphogenesis. Gene Ontology annotation, cellular component: cytoplasm. Bases 240 to 1649 code for a protein of 469 amino acids. NCBI's taxonomy places the organism in Eukaryota, Metazoa, Chordata, Actinopteri, Cyprinodontiformes, Cyprinodontidae.